CGUCACCACGUUCCUCUUCAACCAAUGACGUGGAUAUUCAUUGAGAGGCAGUCAAAGCUGCCAGAUAGACACUUUAACAGAGAUUUUUCUGCGUCUGUUUUCCAAUAUAUGCCCCAAACCGACCAUUUUCUGUCCCUUAGGCGGGAUUAUCGGAUCUAGCUGCGUUGAAACAGACUGCAGGAUGAGUAAAAGCAAAGUGUUAAACCUGAAGGAUAAAAUCAGCGGGAAUGAGGCGGACCUCAGCCUGUGUAACCUCAGCGAAGUGCCCGCCAGAGAGCUGGCGUCAUUUCCUAAAGCAACAGUGGUGGACCUGUCUUGUAACAACAUCAUCUCCCUUCCUCCAGAGUUCUGCAGCCUCACCCAUUUAGUGAAGCUCGACCUGAGUAAGAACCAGCUCACCUGUUUACCAGAUGACCUUGGGAACCUGGUGAAUCUUCAGCACCUGGACCUUUACAACAACAAGCUGACGGUCCUGCCUGUCAGCUUCUCGCAGCUCAGGAACCUGAAGUGGCUCGAUCUGAAGGAUAAUCCUCUGGAGCCCAGCUUGGCCAAAGCAGCUGGAGACUGUCUGGAUGAGAAGCAGUGCAAGCAGUGUGCCUCUAAGGUCCUGCAGCACGUGAGGGCCUUACAGGAGGAGUUUGAUCGAGCGCGAGAGAAGCGCCUUUUAAAGGAAAAAGAGCUGGAGAAGAAGAGGGAAGCGAAGCAGAGGGAGCGGGAGGCCAGAGAGAGGGAAGCUCGUAAACGGGAGAAGGCAGAGGAGAAGGAGAGGAGGAGGAAGGAGUACAACGCUCAGAUGGCAGCUCUGGCUGCCAAGGAGCAGCAGAAGAAGAAGAGUGAGGAGAAGAAGAAGAAGAACGGCCAGGCAGCAGAUAAAAAGGUGGAUGUGAAGCCAGCAGCUAAACCGCAGCGUUCUCUCAUUGGCCUGAUCUUUAAGCUCCUCCUUCUGCUGACGCUGGGAUUGGCUGGAGCCGCCGCCGCCUGCCAGCUGACCGACCUGCAGAAGGAAGACGUCUGCGUAGCGAUCAACGCUGCCGUAGACGACUGUUUAAGUUGGGCCAAAGUGCAGGAGGGCGUGGCCAGACAGCUGCUGUACAACCUGUCGUCUGCUGCCAAGGACCUUCUGGAGUCCACGCAAACAUCAAAGAACUGAAUGCUUCCCUCAGAGAUGAGAGGUGCAGAGGUUUCCACGCCAUCCCGGCAUCUCUGGGAGCUUUUUUUAAAAACGUGCAGAAGUCAUUUUCCUGUCUGUGUCUCUGGAAGGGAGAGAUUUAUUCCUAUGGAAUCACUGUCGCUCUGCAUCCUUUCUAUGGCCUGUCAUCUUUUUACAGCCAUCAAAUAUCUCCCUGGCGACGGAGUUUUGCUCUUUGAGCGGCAGGCGGCUGCACUGGAGUGUUUCAGUGGAGUGGAGGAGUCCGAGGUCCGGAGCUGCAGGUCAGAUGGCGAGCAGUGCCUCCUCCAUCCGGGUCACCGUUGCUGCCAAAGUUCGCAAACAGAAUCCAGCUGAUCAACAGUCAUUUUUACUACAUGACAAAUAAAACGGAAAGAAUUUUGCCAAAGAUUCCAAA
Molecule: messenger RNA, 1565 nt
Organism: Cyprinodon tularosa
Lineage: Eukaryota; Metazoa; Chordata; Actinopteri; Cyprinodontiformes; Cyprinodontidae
Gene: lrrc59
Product: leucine rich repeat containing 59
Exons: 8
Coding region: 182-1150 (322 amino acids)
Molecular function (GO): protein binding
Source: RefSeq, a predicted model, not a curated record